This is a messenger RNA of Astrephomene gubernaculifera, 2353 nucleotides long. The record is from the annotation of a GenBank genome assembly. NCBI's taxonomy places the organism in Eukaryota, Viridiplantae, Chlorophyta, Chlorophyceae, Chlamydomonadales, Astrephomenaceae.
GACACGCUGGUUGCUGCACGUGAUUGGUCGUCCUACAGCAGAUUAAUAACAUAGUGAUAGGCCUUGAGAGUGACUUCAUUGGAGGCAUCCCCUCAUACCGCGCCGAUUUGGCGCCCAUCGGGCGGGCAGCGCACAAGCGCCGGGCUUAAUCUACUGGCAUCAGUCCGAGGGGCUGACUUCGCUUAUUAAUAUUGGCAAGAAAUACACGACGGGUCUAGCUUUAGACACUUUGAGGGUGGCUGAACUUGAAGGAAGUGCAGCCAACUAUGGUCACAGUUGGGAGCUUAGACGCUUGGCUGGAAGUCAACAGGCAUGGCGACCAAGACCGCUCGGGCUCUUCGCGGAGGCCAGCUGCAGCUGCCCAAAGUGCUCCGACGACACCCGGAAAGGCCUUGUCGUUGAUUUCGGUUUCUACUCUGGCGCUUAGCGCGGACCUGCCUGCAACAUCAUCCACGACUAGCCUCUUGACGGCGCAACUAAGUGAUGCCGGCUUUACAGCAGGCGCUUCUGAGGUUUUGGUGAUGGACCCGACCUGCGCCAACGUCGCCCUAACGGAUCCGACCCGCGGCGACUGCGGCUCCAGCGGUAGCUACGGCGACUUCUGCCUCCUCCGUGCAGCCUCCCAGCCCGAGCUCCAACACGGCGACAGCUGGUCCUACCCGGCGGCCGGCUGCAUGCUGCUCUCCUCGCCGCUCAUGGCAACAUCCCUGUCUGCCAUAGAGGAGGACGAGGGGCAGCAGCAGAAACAACAAAAGCCAGCAGAGCAGCAGCAGCAGCACCACCACCAGCCCGUGUCGACCAGGAGCGCCUGCCUCCCCGCCCCCCGGCUCCCUAGCACCGCAGCGGCCGCAUGCAGCGACACGGGGUACUUCGACUGGGUGCACCGCGCCCCGGAGCCCCGCCGCAUGGCGCCCGCCGCUGCCGCCGGUGAUGCUGCAGGCCCCCACCCGCCGCUGCACUGCGGUGCUGCGCUGCGGUGGAGCGAGGGCGACGCAGCGGCCCCGCUGGGCCCCACCGCGGGGCCGCAUGCGACACUCCCGGCGGCCGGAGGGGACCUGGUUGUGCCCCUGCCAGCCGCCGCCGCUGCCACCGGCUGCCGUACCUCCUCCAAGCACGAUGUGUACGACAGGACGGUUCGCGGCGGCCACCCUCGGCGGGCUGCCUGCUGCUACCGUGGCAGCGGGCAGGACGCCUUCCUGACCCCGCUGCGCCGCGCCUCCUCCUCCGGGCCCGAGGUGGAGGGUGCGAGCGGGGGCGCCCCGGCGCCGCCGUACCUGCGCUGCGGGGCUCCGCCCGCCUCUGAGCUGCCGCCGCCGACCCGUGAGCCGCUGCUGCUGUCGGACAUGCUGCGGCUGGCGCUGAACCGGCGCUGAGGGGGCGGGGGCGAGGUAGUGGGGGCCGACCCCAGUGCUUGGUGGGGGGCAACAGGCGGAGGUGGGGUGCUGCCGGGGGGGCGAGUUGCCCCGCGGGAGGGCGGCGCCGCGGGAGGUGCGAGGGAGGUCGGGGUCCUGCGCGCAGGUGGCCGCGGUGGUGGGUCUGGGUGUGGGCGCGGAGGAGGCGACCUGGGUGGGGGCGACCAGCCUGCCCUGGAUGGGAGAUUGAAUAAACUGAGCCGCGGAAUCACUGACCCCGACCAUAGUUUACCGGAAGCUGGGGUGAGCAAGUGCUGAUGAGGCGGGGCUUGUCUGUGUUAUGAUGUGGUUUGUGAGCUGUAUUCAUUUUUUGGCUGCUGUGUUAAAAUAACUGGCCGCGAGGAGAAACCUGGCUGCUGUGUCUGCAUUGAUUUGCCAUAGAGAGAGAUUGAUAGAGAGGGAUAGGAGGGGAGGGAGAGAGGGUGAGAGCGCAUGUUUGUUUGUGGCGUGGUUGCAACGGCAUUGAGAUGUGCUUGUGCGUGGUUUGUGUGAAGGACAAGAGCACGAGGGGCGGGGCGGCGACCUGAGGCUCCGCAUGAAGGGUAGGUCAAGAAGUUGGUUGGAACGUGACGGCUGGUGUUCCCCACCUGAACUAAUGGCUGGUUCCUCUUCGCUGUAUGUGCGCACGGAUGUGCUGCUGCUGCUGCCGGGGUGGUCACCGCUGCGUUGCAGAGUGGAGUGGAGAACAUCACGAGGGCACCCGAGGGCUGGCAUCAUGCCGGCUCGGCGGCGGCUAUCAAGAAGAGAGAGGGGGCAUGUCGCGCGCACGAGGAAACCAUAUCCACAUUUCCUUUUUUCCAUUGUUCCUUGCUUUCCAUGCUGCAGCACAGGCCGGAGUAUCUCGGCUUGUGCAGAGGAUUUAUAGAUUAUUUAAUGGGUGGGUGUUGUUGCUGAUGUUCCCCCCUGGCUAGCGGUGUUGCUGUUGAGCUGUCCUGCUCCCG